ACUUUAAAUAAAAAACUUUUUUGUCUAAAUCCUGAAUUAUAAUAAUAUAUAAUAGAAUAAACACACUCUGACACACAAAGACCUGCACACAGAUCAAAGUCCCCAUCAUAAAUAAAUGUAAUUACCAACCACAUCUCAUGCUUAGAAAAUCAGGGACUGGACUACUCUACACUUCACAGCAAAACAUCUCAUUAAAUACACCAAAACAACGGAAGAAGGUGAAGGGAAGAAUGAAGUGCUGGGGGGACAUGAGGAGGUCCGACUGGGUCUUUCCCACGGCCAUACUCUCUCUUUAUGGUUUCUUUGCCAACUGCAGACCGGCAGAGCCUUUUCUUACUCCUUACCUGGUGGGGCCCAAAAACAUUUCAGAGGAAGUGGUAACAAACUACCUGUUUCCUAUCUGGACAUAUUCAUAUCUGUCCCUUCUCUGCCCAAUUUUCCUGUUAACAGAUUUCCUGAGAUAUAAACCUAUUAUAGUAACUCAAGGUCUCUUUCUAGUCAUAAAUUACGUGCUACUUUGCUUCGCAAACAGCCUGACUGCAAUGACCUACCUGCAGUUCAACUUUGCAAUGGUCACCUCUACAGAGGUGGGCUACUUUUCAUAUAUCUACAGCGUCAUACCCCCAGAACGCUACCAGCAAGCUACAGGAUAUGUCCGUAGUGCUAUGCUGACUGGAUAUACAUUUGGAGCAACGUUAGGCCAGCUGCUAAUAUCAUUGGCCGAUACAAGCUACUUCCAUAUAAACACAAUCACUUUGGGACUCAUGGGGGUAGCGUUACUCAUCUCUCUAAGCCUGCCAAUGCCCAAAAAAAGAUUGUUUUUCAAAAGUGGGUCUGGGGUGUCUGUGGACACUCUGGAUGAAGAGGCAUCUGAGGGAGGAAAGGACACCAAGGAAAGAUGCUUUGCUUGGGAAAACCUUAAACGUUCUGGGAAGCAAUUGUGGGAGUGUCUUCGAGUAUCCUACUCCUCGAUGAAAAUGCUAAAGUGGUCCCUCUGGUGGGCUCUGGCAACAGCUGGAUACGGGCAGGUUUUCAACUAUGUGCAGCUGAUGUGGGACCACAUCGAGCCCUCCAGUACGUCAUCUGUUUAUAAUGGUGGAGUGGAGGCGGUCUGCACUCUUGUAGGUGCAGCAGCAGCCUUCUCUGUGGGCCAUAUCAGAAUUCAGUGGGGCAUGUGGGGUGAGCUCUCUCUGGGUGUAUUCUCUGCUAUAGGUGCUGGGUGUGUCUUUCUUAUGGGUCUCACCAAAAACAUUUGGCUGUGUUACACUGGUUAUGCGAUCUUCAAAGCCUCAUACAUGUUCCUUAUCACAAUGACAAUGUUUCAGAUAGCGGUUAACCUCUCUAUGGAAUGUUAUGCUCUAACCUUUGGCAUAAACACCUUUUUUGCUCUUACUUUACAAACUAUACUUACUGCUGUUGUCGUGGACAAUUCAGCACUGGGACUGGACAUUGUAACACAGUUCCUUGUAUAUGGAGGUUACUACUGCAUCAUCUCUGUCCUCUUCCUAACCCAAGGUGUGUACACGGUUUGUAAGCACUGCCAUGAAUCUGCAGACAGACCACCCGAGAACACAGACCGACCACCGCAGGAAACUUUGGAAAAGCAACGUGUCCCCGACACACAGCACGCGAAAGAACAUUCAAUACCAUAAGCAACAUACGAAUUUUUUAUUUUUUUUAGCUGAUGCCAGGGUACACUGAUAAUAUACAGUUUAAAGUUUGAUUGUUUUUAAUUAUGAGUAUUAUUAAGUAUUUAUUUCAUAAACGCUGUUUCCUAUCGAACGUAUUGUGAAGAUUGUAAUGUUAUGCUACAGAAUCAACAGUUAUGUGUUUUAUUUUAUACAUACAGAAAACAGUUACAAGUAAACACAAGUACUUUGUUUGUCAACAUUUACAUAGAGCGGUCUCCUGUGCUUCAUUUGUAUAUAACACCGGAAGUUUUUUAAACGCGUCGAAGUGAAUAGCGGACGUGAUGUCACACCCGAAGUGCACAGUGGGUAUUGCAGUCAUAUAACGUACAAAGGCAAAUUCCAUAAUUCACGUCUAUUCGUUUAUAUUGAUA
Triplophysa dalaica is the source of this 2062-nucleotide messenger RNA. It is a transcript of the gene slc19a3b, whose product is annotated as solute carrier family 19 member 3b. Gene Ontology annotation, molecular function: vitamin transmembrane transporter activity. Gene Ontology annotation, biological process: transmembrane transport; vitamin transport. The transcript has 5 exons. Gene Ontology annotation, cellular component: plasma membrane. NCBI's taxonomy places the organism in Eukaryota, Metazoa, Chordata, Actinopteri, Cypriniformes, Nemacheilidae. The coding region runs from base 138 to 1652 and encodes 504 amino acids. The record is from RefSeq and is a predicted model, not a curated record.